AUGAUGGAGGAGAUAGACCGCUUCCAGGUGCCAGCCGUUCGGGCCGAGAUGCAGCCGCUGGAUCCAACAGCUGCAUCUAUUUUGGACAGAGAUUGUGGUAUGAGAGGAGAGACUGUAGCCAUGAACUGUAAGCCAUCCCCACUUCAAGUGAAAUUAGAGAAGCAGAGGGAGCUGGCUCAGAAGGGCUUCCUGAAGAAUGGCAACAUGGGAAGCCUAGUUAAUCAGCAGCCCAAGAAGAACAAUGUGAUGGCACGAACAAGGCUCGUCAUUCCCAAUAAAGGCUAUUCGUCAUUAGAUCAGAAUCCAGAUGAAAAGCCACUGGUAGCCCUGGAUACAGACAGUGAUGAUGACUUUGACACGUCCAGAUAUUCCUCCUCAGGAUACUCAUUAGCUGAGCAGAUCAACCAAGACUUGAACAUCCAGCUCCUAAAGGAUGGGUACCGGUUAGACGAGAUCCCAGAUGAUGAGGACCUCGACCUAAUUCCCCCUAAAUCUGUGAACCCUACCUGCAUGUGUUGCCAAUCCACCUCUUCCACCGCCUGUCACAUCCAGUAG
This is a messenger RNA of Melospiza melodia melodia, 555 nucleotides long. RefSeq names its product protein FAM219A-like. The record is from RefSeq and is a predicted model, not a curated record. The transcript is spliced from 6 exons. NCBI's taxonomy places the organism in Eukaryota, Metazoa, Chordata, Aves, Passeriformes, Passerellidae. The coding region runs from base 1 to 555 and encodes 184 amino acids.